AUGCCGUGCAGAAAAGUUUGCUACGAGGUGUGUGACACGACCCGGGAGGUCAUCACCAGAAUAGUCAGCAUACUGCUCGUUCUUCUGCAGGGAGGGAUCCUGGACACCUUCCUCUACCUCCACUAUGGUGGAAACUGGUUCUGCUGGUUCGUGGCAGAUGCUGUGUCCGCCAUUCUCUUCACGGCAGCAUUUGUGGUGGCAGUGGAGCACUAUAGAAAGACCAAAAAUAAUAGCAAGGAGUCAGAGUCGCAGCUGUGCCAUGGGCGUGCCUUGGGUCUGCUGCCCCUGGGGUAUGUAGCUUGGUUUACUUAUUCUGGACUCGUGGUCCCCAGGGUGGUGCUGAUCUUCAAACAUACCGGUAUAGCCGCAGGGCUGGAUGAAGAUGACAUCCUUGGACCAAACUUUCUGAAGACAGCUCUGGCGUUGACUGCUCCGAUUUUCCUGCUCAUGGUAUUAAGUCAGCACAAUAAGAGACAGACGCUGGAGAGAAAACAUUACAUACAGACCUUGGUGGCUGCUGUGCCGUUUGAUAUCCUAGAUAGUGUGGAGUUUCUGGAGAUAUUGUUUGUGCAGGAGUCCAGGCUUGUUUUGCCUUUCUUCUUGGAAAAUCUUAUUAUAUCGUUUCCUUGCAUUAACUUUAUUAUACCAGGUUUUUGCUUUGUCGUCCUGAGUCAUAGUUUCUAUGGGGAGCGGCCAUUCUCUGAACGAUUCCAGUUCAUAUACACUUUAUCCCACAUACUUCUGGUCAACGUGCCCUUCUUGGCCAUCCGCAUAUAUCUCUGGCACCUGCUGAGCCACGACAUCUCGGUUUUCUUCAUCAAGAACAUCAUGAUGAUCUGCCUUGGAGUCAAUGAUCUGUAUGAGAUAUGUGGUGAGAGUGAUGACGAUGGUGUAGGUGGCGCAGGUGCUGACAUGCCACCCAGCAGAAAUCCCCGGGCCGAGCUUGUGUUCAAUGACACGUACGAUCCAGAUGAUCUUGUAGUACAUCCAGGUUUACAAUAUGCAAAUCUACAUGUAGGUGUCAAUGACUCGUAUGAAGUUAGUAGUGAAAGUGACGACGAUGACGAUGAUGAUGAUGAUGAUGCAUAA
This is a messenger RNA of Lingula anatina, 1089 nucleotides long. RefSeq lists its product as uncharacterized. The record is from RefSeq and is a predicted model, not a curated record. Lineage: Eukaryota; Metazoa; Brachiopoda; Lingulata; Lingulida; Lingulidae.